Messenger RNA from Liolophura sinensis, 1449 nucleotides. RefSeq names its product ficolin-1-like. Lineage: Eukaryota; Metazoa; Mollusca; Polyplacophora; Chitonida; Chitonidae. The transcript is spliced from 5 exons. Bases 281 to 835 code for a protein of 184 amino acids. The record is from RefSeq and is a predicted model, not a curated record.
UUGUAACAAGAGAAAUGAAGAUGUCCUGUGGAUUUGUGGUACUGGUAGCCAUGCUGGUGUGUCACCAAAUGACAUGUAUUCAUGCGUCUUACAGCGGACAUUUAUAUCAGUAUGAUGUCAAACCUUUGGAGGGCACGUUCAGGGUGAAAGGGGGCAGUAUUAUCAGUGACUGUCUCUUUCCCUCUGACUGCAAAGUCGUUCAGAAUUGUGGCAAAACAUUGAGCGGUGUGUACCGAGUGUUUCCCUUCGGAGUGGAAAAGGGUUCCUUGUGUACUGUGACAUGGUGACAGACGGCGGUGGAUGGCUGGUGUUUCAACGACGACAAGAUGGUACUGUGGACUUUUACAGGAAUUGGCAAAGUUAUAAAAACGGUUUCGGCAAUCUGUACGGAGAAUUCUGGUUGGGACUGGAGAAAAUGCAUCUCUUGACAUCACAGCGUCAUUACAAAUUGCUAAUCAACCUUGAAGACUUUACUGGGAAAAGUGGAGAAGCUGCGUACAGCAGAUUUCGUAUAUCGGGGGAGAAAGAAAAGUUUCGGCUGAUGGUGGGAGCCUAUUCAGGCACAGCAGGCGAUGCAAUGACCUACCAUGAUGGUUACCAAUUCAGCACCUUUGACAGUGACAACGACGGCCGGGUGGAAGGUAACUGCACAGCCAUAGAUUACGGUGCUUGGUGGUACAACGACUGCCAGCAAAGUAACCUGAACGGGGAGUAUGUCCACCCCGGCGGGACACCAAGGUCGACGUAUUCCGGACUGGCGGGAUAUACGUGGCAAAAGGCUUAUGGAAAUGUGCAGUUCACCGAGAUGAAGAUUAGGCCAGUUGGAAGUGCUUGACGUCAUCUACACAGUUCUGGGGACGCUAUGCUUCACUUAAGCACGGAAUCUCUUUUUAUCUUUAUGGUUUAAAUGUAUAUACAAACAAAGACUUCACGCGUCGAGGAAGACAUUCGGAUAACAGCCGCUCGAGGUCAUCAUAAUCAUAAAGCCAAUCUCCAAGACAUAUAACAUGGGCAUAUUACAGUUAAAAAUGUUUUACUGCUAUUUUUUGUCUAAAUAGUGAAUAUGGGGCCAAACCACUGCCACAUUAGCAAUUUAAAAGACUCACAGCAUAGAUGGGGGUCUCCGUGGCUGAGGUGGUUUGAAUGCCAGCGCAGCUCAAUGACCCAGGAGCCUCUGGCAAAUGCGGUCGUUGUGAGUUCAAAUCUUAUGCUGGUCCUCCAGCAACCUGCGGAUGAUCAAGGCGUUUUCAUCCUCCCAUAAUAAUGCUGUCCGUCGUCGUAUAAGUGAAAUACUCUUGAAUUCGGCGUAUAACAUCAGUAAAAUCAAUAAAUAAAUAAAUGAACAACGGCCCUCAACAAUGUCGUCAGGAUACAGUGUAGUUCUGAGCUGUGCGACAUUGCUCAGAGAGGUCCCAAAACUGUGUGAGAGUUGUCAUAUCUGUUCCUAGA